Molecule: messenger RNA, 409 nt
Organism: Vanrija pseudolonga
Lineage: Eukaryota; Fungi; Basidiomycota; Tremellomycetes; Trichosporonales; Trichosporonaceae
Exons: 4
Coding region: 31-369 (112 amino acids)
Source: RefSeq, a predicted model, not a curated record
CCUGCCAUAGCCACCACCAAGACACUCACAAUGCUCUACCGCUCUGCUCGCGCCUUUGCUGCUACGACCCGUACUGGUCUUGGCGCGAACCAGGCUGUUGCUGGCCGCCGCUUCACCGCUGUCGACACGCGCGGUGGCAAGUCCAAGCUGAUCUUCCGUUUCGGCAUGAAGGACAUCCCCGUCGAGCUCUACCCUCUCGGCUUUGUGGUCAGCAUUGCCCUCGUGGCAGGCGGCGUUGCUCCGUCUCAAGCCGUCGCGCUCGUCGUAAAUGACGUCCGUCCCUGGCGUGACUGCCAGCAGCAAUUGAACAAGCAGCACGACGAUCAGCCGGCAACGUUCGGCGCGGCCCUGUCAGAAGAAGAAAGAUGAGCUAUGAAUAGGAAGAGCAUGAUGCAAGGAAAGACGUGAG